Penicillium antarcticum is the source of this 399-nucleotide messenger RNA. RefSeq lists its product as uncharacterized. The record is from RefSeq and is a predicted model, not a curated record. Bases 1 to 399 code for a protein of 132 amino acids. The transcript has 2 exons. Lineage: Eukaryota; Fungi; Ascomycota; Eurotiomycetes; Eurotiales; Aspergillaceae.
AUGGAAAGCAACACAAGAAGGCCAGAAAGAGCAAGCAAGAUCCAACCUGAGCUAGAUAAGCUCUCAAGUCCAAAAGGCCUCAAGUCUUCUACCCCGGGAGUCGAGGGAGAUGUCAUCGAUCAACUAUCUCGUGCAAGCCUCGAACCCAUCAGCCUCAUCAGCCCCGUCAAGAGUACCCCGAAGAACAGGAAGCCGAAGGGAAAUGAACAUGUUUUGACUGCCGAGGAUAACUUGAAUGGACACCUUAAUAAAGGUCCUGGCAAGCGCCAUGGACACAAGGCUGCUGGCUGGACUGCGGUGAACAAGAGCCGUGUUGCUGCUCCUGAGGGAUCUUGCCAUGAGCACGGAGGUCCUGGAGAAGCUUCAGACGGAGACCCUGAUGAUCUCGGAGUUGAGUGA